AAAAUUGAGCUAACCAAGAUGAAAUUCGCCAUCGUAUUCGCUGCCGUCGUGGCCGUAGCCUGCGCUGGGCACCAAAAGUCCUUGGCCUCCAACAUGCCCGAGCUGGAAGCCAUCGUGGCCGCAAUUCAGAGCCCCAGCACCGACCCCGCCACCGCCGCGCUGCUCGAAGAGCAGCUGGCUGAUCUGCUGGCCGAAUUAUUCCCCCAACCUGAGCCUAUCCUCGUUGAAGAGCCGUCUCCGGUCCAUGUCGGGCUCCCUAUCCUCGACUUCCCUCUUCCUGAUGGCGGCGCCGUGACUGCCGUGCAGCCAGAGUCCCCCGCUCUCGUGCCCGCUCCUAUCGUCAACCCCAUUCCAGCUGCUCUCGCUGAUGCGGCGGCUCCCUUAGUUCAAAUCAUCCUGAACAUCAACCAGGCCAGCUCUGGCGCCGCGCCCGUGGCCCCCGCUCCCGUCGAGACCCCCGUCAUCGACAUCCAGCCCGUGCAGGUCGUCGAGGAGGCAGUGAACGAGGAGACCAUCGUGCCCACCCCCGUGGUGGUGGUGGACUCCGCCCCAGAACCCGUGCAGGUGGUGGACGUGGUCCCAGAACCCGUGCAGGUGGUGGACGUGGUCCCCGAGCCCGAGCCCGAGGCAGUGCCCAUCGAGAUCGCCGUCCCCAUCGUCCCCAUUCCCGUCGUCAACAUCCCCAUCGACCUCAACUAAAU
Cydia fagiglandana is the source of this 701-nucleotide messenger RNA. Its product is annotated as calphotin-like. Bases 19 to 699 code for a protein of 226 amino acids. The record is from RefSeq and is a predicted model, not a curated record. NCBI's taxonomy places the organism in Eukaryota, Metazoa, Arthropoda, Insecta, Lepidoptera, Tortricidae. The transcript is spliced from 2 exons.